Zygotorulaspora mrakii is the source of this 1899-nucleotide messenger RNA. It is a transcript of the gene RRN3, whose product is annotated as rDNA-binding RNA polymerase I transcriptional factor. The transcript has 2 exons. NCBI's taxonomy places the organism in Eukaryota, Fungi, Ascomycota, Saccharomycetes, Saccharomycetales, Saccharomycetaceae. Gene Ontology annotation, molecular function: RNA polymerase I general transcription initiation factor activity; RNA polymerase I core binding. The record is from RefSeq and is a predicted model, not a curated record. Gene Ontology annotation, biological process: transcription initiation at RNA polymerase I promoter. Gene Ontology annotation, cellular component: nucleus. The coding region runs from base 1 to 1899 and encodes 632 amino acids.
AUGAUGAUGGCGUUCGAGAAUAUCGGCAAAAGACCUGCACAAGACCUGGCGGCAAAUAGGAUAGAACAGCCAAAAAAGAGAAAAGUCGAGUUCUCAGAUGAAAUAACAUCACAUCCGGCGCCUCAAGAUAUGAAUGAAAAUGGAGCCUUCUCAAUGGAAAUUUUCAGAAGAUUUGUCAAGUCAGGAUUAGACGAAAUGGAAAAAAAUGAGUCCACGCACAUCGAUCAGAUUGCCCAACAGAUAGCCCUUCCGAGCAACAACACAAACAGAAUCAGCGCAGAGCAUUUUGGUGUCUUACUAGAUGUUCUAUCCAAUAACAUUAACAAGAUUGACUCGGGACGGGGAGCAAUUUUGAUACAAGCUAUAAUCAACUUUGAGAAAUGGUGGGAAUUACCAUCACCAACUCUAAGUAAAUAUAUAUUCUUCAUUAGAAUCCUCUGCUCCAGUAUACCCAAAUGGUGGCAAGACGUUUCUAUGAUUCUGAUAUCAGGCUUUCAUUUGCCACUUGAAAAGACGGCAUGUCAUCAUGAAAUGCUGAAGUUUUUCUUAAGAAUGAUACCAUCAUCAAUGGGAUUCAUUGAUCUAUACAUGAUCCGUUUUUUUCCAAACAACAAUGACACCCGCAAAAAGCUGAUUAAUUAUAUCUCGAAUGUGCUGCAACUGACAACAUAUUGCAAAGAAUUACAGUUCCAAGCGUGGUCACUGUUAAUGGAAAGGGCAAUUUCGUUAGACGUUGCACUACAAAAUGAAUUAGAUGAACUGGAUGAUGACAUUGAAGAUAAUCUGAGCGAAUCUUCGGACAAUGACAACGAAUCAGAUAGUGACGAUGCUCCCGCUGCUGCUGCUGCUGAUGAUGAUGAUGAUGAUGAUGAUGAAGAUAACGAAAAUGGGGAAAAAUCAGAUGAACCAGAGGAUGAACAAGAAAAUGAAAUUUUAAGCGGUGACGAAUAUGACGAAGGUGAAGAAGAGUAUAAUGUCCAGGCUUCCAUGAACAUCAAAGAACUCUCUUGCAAGCUAGAUUCGAUUUUAACCUUGAUAAGUACACGCCUCGGUGAAAGACUAACCCCAGAAAGUUUGGAAAGUGGUGAAGGUGUAUCUAUCUUUAAUACCUUGAGUACCUUAUUCAAGACACACGUGCUUCCAACAUACUACACAAGAUCAAUUCAGUAUAUCAUGUUCCACAUGUCUCAGCAGCAAGUCGAACUAAUGGACUCAUUUUUAGUGACACUGAUCGAUAUUUCAUUUUCGCCGAACGAAACUUACGAGAAAAAGAUCAAGUCACUGCAGUAUUUGGGUUCUUUCAUUGCUCGCGCUAAGAAACUGUCGAGGACUCAAAUUAUCUUUGUUGCCAGUUAUCUAACGUCAUGGCUCAACCGCUACGUAAUAGAAAGGGAGGAUGAAGUUGAACAAUCGGGUGGAAUGGAUAGAUUUAAGCAUUUUUAUGCUGCGUUCCAAGCCCUCUGCUACAUCUUCUGUUUUAGGUACUCUUUAUUCAGGGACGCAGAUGGGAAUUGGGAGUGCGAACUGGAGAAAUUCUUUCCUAGAAUGGUUCUUUCAAAGUUCAAUCCAUUGAAGUAUUGCAAUGAAAAUGUGAUGCUUAUGUUCUCACGCAUCUCACAGCAUGAGGAUGUCGCAUAUUGUUUUAGCAUUAUAGAAAAUAACAAUAACGAGAGAUUAAGAGGUAUUAUUGGAAGAGGUGACAAAAAUAAAAAAAAUUCAGUAGCAUCGGCAGCUGCAUCAACGUGGUCUCUGGCUACAAGGCAACAGUUUAUUGAUUUGCAAAGCUAUUUCCCGUUCGAUCCACUAUUCUUGAAGCAAUUCAAAUCGAUGAUGAAGGAAUACUAUAUCGAAUGGAGCGAGGCGGGAGGAGAAUAUGAGAGUGACGAACUUGAUGAAUAA